GAUACUGUCGCCGUUGAUGAGCGAUGCGAACGUAAUACCGCGGCGAUGAUUUGCCUCGUCUUAACCAUAUUUGCCCAUAUUUUCCAGACAGGGUGGACUGGAGCAAAGGAGCGCACCUUCAUUGCUGUGAAGCCUGAUGGCAUUCAGCGUAGACUUGUGGGAGAGAUCAUCUGCCGGUUUGAGCAAAAGGGCUUUAAACUGGUAGGACUUAAACUUUUACAGGCUCCUGAGUCUGUUCUGAGGGAGCAUUACUGGGACCUGAGGGGUAAGCCGUUCUUCAAUGGACUGGUCUGCUAUAUGGGCUCUGGACCUGUUGUCGCUAUGGUGUGGCAAGGUGUGGAUGUGGUAAAAACUUGUUUUGGAAUGCUGGGGGAGAUGAACCCUGCCGUCUGCCUUCCUGGCACCAUCAGAGGAGACUACUGUGUAGAAGGGGGAAGAAAUGUCAUCCAUGGCAGUGAUUCGGUGGAGAGUGCUCAGAGAGAGAUCCCCCUGUGGUUCAGACGCCACGAGCUCCACAGCUGGGACCACAGCAGCAGCCGCUGGAUCUAGGACUGAUUCAUUCUUUUCUUUUGUUGUAGCUUGCAGCUAGGUCAAAAUUGUGUUUGCUAAAGAUAUUUGUUGAUCGUUUCCCUGUUUCUCUUGCUCUAAUGUAGCCAUUUUAGAGAUGAAGAUUAGAAAUAUUCAUAUACAUGUUACAUAAUAGCUUUUGAAAUUGGUAUAGAGGUAUGUGUGUAGCCAUCUCCAAAAGCACUCUCAGUUGAGUGUGUAUACAAUGAAGCCACACACACACACUUACACACUCACACACACGUUCACCCACAACCAGCCGUGUGGAUCUCAUGGGCCAUGUCUUGAAGAGCGUCCAUUAAAGUAGCACAAGCAGUUUUUUGAGAGUGCAGGUAGCCACCCUGGUUUAAUUCACACGGGCAAAGCAAGGACUGCAGGAUAUGAACCCAUACAGGAGCCUCAGAUGUAUUUUUACCUCCUUGGUUCAAAUGAGUCCUAGAAUGUGUAAAAUUGUCUACGGCAUUUCAACCAGUAAAACAAGGCAUUGAUAUCCAGACUCAGGUCUAAUAUUAUGAGUUUAGUUUUACCUCUGUCUUCAGUCUUCAAUGUAGUCAUCUAUGUUCCCUCUCAUUUUUAUCUGCACUGAGCAAAUAGAAAUAUGUCUGAGCGCAGACCUCAGUAGGCCUACGCUGAGCAAAGUUUGCAGAGAACCCCGCUAGCUUCUUCGUAGCUAAAUAUAUCAGAAAGUUUCACCAGCCUACCUGGACAAUCGCUUGUGUCCGUUUGUAGGAUUUCACCAAGCCAUUCGUGUUUAAAUGUAAACUGCCCUUUUUUUGCGGUAGUUCUAACGUUCCUGAUUUUUGUU
Messenger RNA from Hypomesus transpacificus, 1372 nucleotides. RefSeq names its product NME/NM23 nucleoside diphosphate kinase 3 (gene nme3). The transcript has 5 exons. Gene Ontology annotation, biological process: CTP biosynthetic process; UTP biosynthetic process; GTP biosynthetic process. NCBI's taxonomy places the organism in Eukaryota, Metazoa, Chordata, Actinopteri, Osmeriformes, Osmeridae. Bases 46 to 549 code for a protein of 167 amino acids. The record is from RefSeq and is a predicted model, not a curated record. Gene Ontology annotation, molecular function: nucleoside diphosphate kinase activity.